This is a messenger RNA of Manis javanica (Malayan pangolin), 1600 nucleotides long. RefSeq names its product SPT4 homolog, DSIF elongation factor subunit (gene SUPT4H1). The record is from RefSeq and is a predicted model, not a curated record. Gene Ontology annotation, biological process: transcription elongation by RNA polymerase II; regulation of DNA-templated transcription; transcription elongation-coupled chromatin remodeling. Gene Ontology annotation, molecular function: RNA polymerase II complex binding; zinc ion binding. Gene Ontology annotation, cellular component: nucleus; DSIF complex. NCBI's taxonomy places the organism in Eukaryota, Metazoa, Chordata, Mammalia, Pholidota, Manidae.
GGCCCAGGUGACUCCUGGCCGGUCCCGCCUCCAGGCGGGAGAAACCAUCUCCUAAGGCGGGGGGAGGGACGGGGCCCAAGGCCUUCCACAACGGAAGAGGAAGUCUGAGGAACCGGCAGUACUGGGCAUUCUGGGUAAUUCUCUAUUUACUUCCUGCGUGUGAGACGACUGCCUCAGAAUACCUUGCUGUUCUGUUGAGAAGAUGGCCCUGGAGACGGUGCCGAAGGAUCUGCGGCAUCUGCGGGCUUGUUUGCUGUGUUCGCUGACUAUAGACCAGUUUGAAUAUGAUGGUUGUGACAAUUGUGAUGCAUACCUUCAGAUGAAGGGUAACCGAGAGAUGGUAUAUGACUGCACCAGCUCUUCCUUUGAUGGAAUCAUCGCAAUGAUGAGUCCAGAGGACAGCUGGGUCUCCAAGUGGCAGCGAGUCAGUAACUUCAAGCCGGGUGUAUAUGCAGUGUCGGUCACUGGUCGCCUGCCCCAAGGAAUUGUACGGGAGCUGAAAAGUCGUGGAGUGGCCUACAAAUCCAGAGACACGGCUAUAAAGACCUAGCAAGAUGCAUGGCUGCCAGCAUCUUUGCUCCCCACCUCCUGCCUCUGCUUAUUUUUUUGUUGUGGAACUAAAUGAGCAGAACCGCGGAUAUUCCCUACCCUCCAAUUCUGAGACUCGGCAGACAGACCCAGCAGAGCAGCACAGAUGUCCUUGGACCAUUUUACCUUCUUUGGACUACUGGUGGGGGUAGGAGUGGUCAGGGUUGGUGGGUUAACAGAGACUGAAGUCAGUGGGUAGUAAGAAGUCAGUGGCUAUGCCCUUGCCCAUGGAUAUGACUCUGGGUCAAAGCCAAUAAACGAAGCCCUAGGAAAGCCCACGACAGAUGCCUUGCCUCCCUCUUCCUUUUUCUUUGCUGGGCACAGUAAGAAACUCAUUUGUCCUGGAAGCACUUUGCCAGAGAGGCAUAGGCCCUUCUGUUCCCAUCACCUGUUGCUGAGCCUCCAGGCUUGUAGCCUUUCUAAGGUACUUCCUUGAAUCUUGUUGGAAGGUUCUUCUGAGUCUGGGCAACCCCAUCAGCUUUGGAGUUGCAGCCUUCUGGCCUCUAAGACCUGGCCAAGUAGGUAUCCCUUGAAGAACUACUGAGGCUUCUUGGUACUCUGCCUCUUGACCAUGUUUAAUACUUUAUGCCCCUUGUCUCGCCUCUUCUUUUUACUGAUCUUCCUACACCUUGGGCCAUGCCAUCCCUCUCCCACUUACCCUCAUUCCACCACAUUCCCCUGCCUGGAGACCCUCGGUGGCUGCUGGGUCUUGGUCUGGCUAGCUUGUGCCUCCAUAAGAUAUGGACCCCUCCCUUUCUCCUCUGCCCUAUUAGGGGGUCCUUGAGUGAUGUCAUGUUAUUGGCCAAGGUGAGUUAUUGUAUUGGAAUUAAAAAUUUACCAUAAAUUCUCAUUUGCUUAAAUUUCCACAGGAAAUCCUGUUAGUGUCCCCAUUUUGAUUUCCCUGUUUAUUCCCUAUCUGUAAAAUGAAAAUGAUUACAUUCUUUCUGCCUUUUUUACCUCAAGAUUGGUUGUGACAAUAUACAAAAUUUUAUAAAUUCAAUUUUAUAAGAGG